GGAGGCGUGACGAAUGGUUUAUAAAUACGGCUACAGAUCGAGAUGGGGCAGAAUGGAUCUAAAGGUUUAAAAAAAAAAAGCCGGCCGGGCUUUAGGCUGUAAGCUUAAAACUACAGUAUUUUAUGUUGAGGUUUUAUUGUAGUCUGUUGUCACAGUUAGCUAACUCUGUUUAGCCGUUUAGCCACGAAGCCUUUUUCUGGAGGUAAACAAGCUACAGACAGACACAGGUCACAGGCUGUCGGCUGUCAAUAACAAGCUAUGGCAAUCGAUAAAUCCAAAGUCGCUAUUGGGUUUAUAGUAGCAGGGAUCCUCACGGUGUUUUUUGGGACGGUUCUUACCUUUGUAGGACCAAUAAUCAUCGACGAACAAGUAGUAAAGAACACAGUGAUCGACCCAAAUAAUGAAAUGUCCUACACCAUGUGGAAGGACGUCCCCGUGCCGUUCUACAUGUCUGUGUAUUUCUUUAACAUCCUCAACCCGAAAGAGAUCCUGAACGGAGAGAAGCCCAUGGUGGAGCAGAAAGGACCUUAUGUAUACAGAAAACAUAUUCAGAAAGACAACAUCACAUUUCAUGCCAACGGCACCGUGUCCUACAGGGAGUACAGAAAGUACUUCUUUGAGCCGUCCAUGUCUUCAGGGAACGAGUCCGAUGUCGUCACGAUUCCAAACAUGUUGGUGCUGGGUGCAGCCAUCAUGAUGGAGAACCUGCCCUUCCCGGUGCGUCUAAUGAUGAGCGCCACCUUCAAGACUUUCAAAGAGGGGCCCUUCCUGACCAAGGCAAUAGGGGAGCUGAUGUGGGGUUAUGACAGUGGUCUGGUUGAUUUCCUCAAUAAAUACCUGCCCGGCAUGCUGCCCACAUCGGGGAAGUUUGGACUCUUUGCUGACUUCAACGGCUCCGACACCGGCCUGUUCACCAUCAACACCGGAAAAGACGACAUCAGGAAAGUCCACAAAGUGGACUCGUGGAACGGCCUGACGGAGCUGAACUACUGGAGGACUCCUCAGUGUAACAUGAUCAAUGGAACAGCUGGACAGAUGUGGCCUCCCUUCAUGACCAGAGAGAGCACGUUACCUUUCUACAGCCCCGACGCCUGCAGAUCCAUGGAGCUUGUUUACCAGCGUGACGGACAGAUGAAGGGUAUCCCUCUGUAUCGAUAUGUUGCACCCAAGACUCUGUUCGCCAACGGGACGGAUUACGCUCCCAAUGAAGGCUUCUGCCCCUGUAGGCAGUCCGGUCUGCUGAACGUCAGCAGCUGCCGACACAACUCUCCAGUCUUCAUCUCUCAUCCUCACUUCUUCAAUGCUGAUCCUGUGCUGCUGGACUACGUUCUGGGACUUAAUCCCACAGAGGACGAGCACGGCCUCUUCAUAGACAUCCACCCUCUAACGGGCGUUCCUCUGAAUGUGUCCAUCCGCCUGCAGCUCAACCUCUAUAUGAAGAGAGUGUCAGGAAUUACAGAAACUGGGAAAAUUUCUGAGGUGGUGAUGCCAAUGAUCUGGUUCGAGGAGAGCGGCUACAUAGACGGCCCCAUCCUCACCAACUUCCACACAAACCUGGUUAUCCUGCCGUCUGUGAUGGAGUACAUGCAGUACGGCUUCAUCACCCUCGGCCUGGUUACCAUAGUAAUCGCCGCCCUGGUGCAUCACAAAGUGAAGACACAGAGAAGUAAACGGGAAGGUGGCACCCCAUCAGAGGGAAACCCAAGCACUUCAACCGGAGAGAAAGAUCCACUGCUAGAAGAUGAUGCAGACUGAAACACACACACACACACACACACACACACACACACACACACACACACACACACACACACACACACACACACACACACAGCUGGCGUUGUGGACUCCCUCUCAGCCAUUAUUCCACUAACUUGAACUGAAACACUGACACAUGGUGCUCCGCUCUGUAUAUUUCAAUGAGUCUUGCGCACAAGUGAAGCGAUGCCAUAUUCUUUUUUACCUUUCUGUGACGUUGAUGACGCUCCAAGACUCAAAGACUCGCUUCAUUAAGUCUGUGUCGAAGCAGUCGGGGUUGAAACACAACAAGUUAAGAUGCUCUGUCAUUUAAAACCACUUUUAUUUUGUACAAAAACUACCACAGAAAACACUAUUUCCAGUUCAUUUUGCCCUGCUCACGGUUCGAUGAUCGGAAACAUUUCAUAGUAGUAUCACUUCGUUAGUAGACAGUUACUGUGCUGGCUGUUUUCCUGUGAUUUUUUUUUUUUUUUUUAAAGAAAUGUUUCUGCAUCAACAACAAGGGAACUGACGGGUAGAACGGCUGACUGCCUGGUGUAAAGUAUUUUACUACCUAUGUGCCUUUUUAUCAAGGAGGAAACCCUUCUCGCUCACCUCCGGGUCUUUGUAUUUAAUGUGACUGUUCAACACUGGGGAGUUAAAAUCGAAGAAUUAAACGCUCUUCUGUCAAUCAGUGAAUCGGGCAGAGCGGAAGCAUUCCUAUUUGUUUACUACUGUCCUCUGUAAAGGUGUGAAUAUAUUUCGUGAAAUAGACGUGAAUUGUGACGUUUGUGUCAAAUGUCUCCUUUAUUAUAAAGAAGUGAAUGAAUGAAGAGAAACUUAGAGGUAAUAAAUGUUUGUUUAAAAUCCCA
Perca flavescens (yellow perch) is the source of this 2609-nucleotide messenger RNA. It is a transcript of the gene scarb1, whose product is annotated as scavenger receptor class B, member 1. The record is from RefSeq and is a predicted model, not a curated record. Bases 259 to 1755 code for a protein of 498 amino acids. The transcript is spliced from 12 exons. Lineage: Eukaryota; Metazoa; Chordata; Actinopteri; Perciformes; Percidae. Gene Ontology annotation, biological process: cholesterol efflux; plasma lipoprotein particle clearance; cholesterol import. Gene Ontology annotation, molecular function: lipid binding; scavenger receptor activity; low-density lipoprotein particle binding. Gene Ontology annotation, cellular component: cytoplasm; caveola.